Molecule: messenger RNA, 279 nt
Organism: Dacryopinax primogenitus
Lineage: Eukaryota; Fungi; Basidiomycota; Dacrymycetes; Dacrymycetales; Dacrymycetaceae
Exons: 3
Coding region: 1-279 (92 amino acids)
Source: RefSeq, a predicted model, not a curated record
AUGUUGCCAUUUGUGUACAUCAACGGCAUCGCAGAUAUAAUUAUUGCAGAACUACUGUUCAGUGAUACAUUACCAGCUGCAGACUGGGAGGCAGAAGUGAAAGAUGAAGAGACAUCCAAAGACCACUGGCUGUUCAAGACUGCUGCUGCUAUACAGCACACAUUGGAUGAGGCAGAUGCAUAUGGCAUAGUUGAUCUCAAGGACAUCAUGAGAGUGUCUGAGGGCAGCAAAGACAUAAGGGGGUCAGUGACAUCAACGACACUGGGUAACAUGAAGUAG